This is a messenger RNA of Condylura cristata (star-nosed mole), 4687 nucleotides long. RefSeq names its product SRSF protein kinase 1 (gene SRPK1). The transcript has 15 exons. NCBI's taxonomy places the organism in Eukaryota, Metazoa, Chordata, Mammalia, Eulipotyphla, Talpidae. Gene Ontology annotation, biological process: spliceosomal complex assembly; regulation of mRNA processing; protein phosphorylation. Gene Ontology annotation, molecular function: protein kinase activity; ATP binding. The record is from RefSeq and is a predicted model, not a curated record.
AUGGAGCGGAAAGGUGAGCGGUAGAGCGGCCUCCGCCACGAGGGGCAACGGCCACCGGCCACCGGGGCGAGGCCCAGGUCUGCGCCGAAGGUUCCCCUAACCGCCGCAGUCCGGUCCCGGGGCGUGCAGCGCCCCUCCUCGGAGGUGGCGCCGCCCCUCACCCCCCGCUUCGGGGCUGCGGGUUCGCGCCCCCCAAUCCCGGCGUCCUUCCGCGCCGGUAGUCAUCGCCCCUUGUUCCCUGCCAGGUCGGCCAGCUUCUUGGGGCCGCUCCAGGGCUGGGCCCCCGGGCGAGGCAGACUCCCACCCGUCUGCCCCCCGACUCGGCCGGAGCAUCGGCCGGCGCAUCCCGACUGGGUGCUGCUCUGCGCCCGGUGGGCCGCCAGCAGCCCGACCGGCCGCACCCCCGAAGCCGCUGCGCUCGCCCCGAAGCAGCCCCGCAGGCAGGCCACGCACCCGGGCCUGGCGCCCUUGCGAGGUCUGCACCCUCACCUUGGUCGCCUCCUUUCCUCCACGUUCGCCCUUCAUCCAUACCUCUCUCCUGCAGUGCUUGCGCUCCAGGCCCGAAAGAAAAGGACCAAGGCCAAGAAGGACAAAGCCCAAAGGAAACCUGAAACACAACACCGAGGCUCUGCUCCCCAUUCUGAGAGUGACCUACCAGAGCAGGAAGAGGAGAUUCUGGGAUCUGAUGAUGAUGAACAGGAGGAUCCCAAUGACUAUUGCAAAGGAGGUUAUCAUCUUGUGAAAAUUGGAGAUCUUUUCAAUGGGAGAUAUCAUGUGAUCCGAAAGUUGGGAUGGGGACACUUUUCAACAGUGUGGUUAUCAUGGGAUAUUCAGGGGAAGAAGUUUGUGGCAAUGAAAGUAGUUAAAAGUGCUGAACAUUAUACUGAAACAGCACUAGAUGAAAUUCGCUUGCUGAAAUCAGUUCGCAAUUCAGACCCUAAUGAUCCAAGUAGAGAAAUGGUGGUUCAACUGCUUGAUGACUUUAAAAUAUCAGGAGUUAAUGGAACACAUAUCUGCAUGGUGUUUGAAGUUUUGGGACAUCAUCUGCUCAAGUGGAUCAUCAAGUCCAACUAUCAAGGGCUUCCACUGCCUUGUGUCAAAAAAAUUAUUCAGCAGGUGUUACAGGGUCUGGAUUAUUUACACACCAAGUGCCGCAUCAUCCACACUGACAUUAAGCCAGAAAACAUCUUGCUGUCAGUGAAUGAGCAGUACAUCCGGAGGCUGGCAGCAGAAGCAACAGAGUGGCAGCGGUCUGGCGCUCCUCCGCCCUCGGGAUCUGCAGUCAGUACUGCACCCCAGCCAAAACCAGCCGACAAAAUGUCAAAGAAUAAGAAGAAGAAAUUGAAGAAGAAGCAGAAGCGCCAGGCAGAAUUACUAGAGAAGCGAAUGCAGGAAAUUGAGGAAAUGGAGAAAGAGUCGGGCCCUGGGCAAAAAAGACCAAACAAGCAAGAAGAAUCAGAGAGUCCUGUUGAAAGACCCUUGAAAGAGAACCCACCUAAUAAAAUGACCCAAGAAAAACUUGAAGAGUCAAGUACCCUUGGCCAGGAUCAAACACUUACGGAGCAUGGUGUAGAGGGUGGUGCAGCAGAAAUUAACUGCAAUGGAGUAAUUGAAAUCGUUGAUUAUACUGAGAACAGUAAUAAAGAAACAUUGAGGCUUAAAGAGGAUCUCCAUAAUGCUAAUGACUGUGGUGUCCAAAAUUUGAAGCAGGAACCUUGUUUGCUAAACUCCCAAAAUGGAGAUAGCAGUGCAUCUCAAGAAACAGACUCUUGUACACCAGUAACUUCUGAGGUGUCAGAUACCAUGAUGUACCAGUCUUCAUUAAAUGCAGACCAGUCAUUCUGUGGACAGGAUAUCAGCCAACUUCAAGAAAGCAUUCGGGCACAGUUACCCUGUGAAGAUGAGCAAGAACAAGAACACAAUGGACCACUGGACAACAAAGGAAAAUCCACUGCUGGGAAUUUCCUUGUCAAUCCUCUUGAGCCAAAAAAUGCGGAAAAGCUCCAAGUAAAGAUUGCUGAUCUUGGAAAUGCCUGUUGGGUGCACAAACAUUUCACUGAAGAUAUUCAAACAAGGCAGUAUCGCUCCCUGGAGGUUCUGAUAGGAUCUGGCUAUAAUACCCCUGCUGACAUUUGGAGCACCGCAUGCAUGGCUUUUGAACUAGCCACAGGAGACUAUUUGUUCGAACCUCAUUCAGGAGAAGAGUAUACUCGAGAUGAAGAUCACAUUGCAUUGAUCAUAGAACUUCUGGGGAAGGUGCCUCGCAAGCUCAUUGUGGCAGGAAAAUAUUCCAAGGAAUUUUUCACCAAAAAAGGUGACCUGAAACACAUCACAAAACUGAAACCCUGGGGCCUUUUCGAGGUUCUAGUGGAGAAGUAUGAGUGGUCUCAGGAGGAGGCAGCUGGCUUCACGGAUUUCUUACUGCCCAUGUUGGAGUUGAUCCCAGAGAAGAGAGCCACUGCUGCAGAUUGUCUCCGACACCCUUGGCUCAACUCCUAAGCCCCUGCCAGAACGCAGCAGAGAUCACACACUGACCCUCUGCCCCUCCUCUCCUAGUAUACCCCACUCCCCUCUUCAGGGUGAAGCUCUUCUCAAGGAUUUCUAGAUUUUUUUUUUAAAUCCAACAUGUUCGUUUGGGCUUGCUUGCUUGACCCUGUGGAUAUCCCCCACAGCCACUGGGCAUCCUAGGUAAAUCUGGCCUUGAUUGGGCUCUGCCAAAGACUAAUGCUCUAAAAUGUGAAACAGCCUCUCACCCUGUACCCUUGUCUUUCCACUGCUACACCCUUUCAAUUAUAAGCAUCCUUUAAAAAAAAAAAAAAGAGCUAUGAAGAUAAAUGAGCUCUUGCUUUUAUUCACUGACUCUAAGAGUCAAUUUUCUAGUGCAUAGCUAGUGCCAGCAUAAGGAUGAGAAGGGGAAAGGGUGUUACUCCUGUGUACAGCAGAGGCAUUAAACUUGCUCUGUCCAGGCUGCAUUAUCUUCCUGGAUUGUUUCUGUUGUUCUCUAUGUUCACAUUUUUUCCCUGCGACUUUUAAGCUACUAUCUUUUAAAAUAAGCUGUUUAACACCGAAUUUGGGUAUCAUUUUAUCACUGUUCAAAGCACUGUCAUAGUCCUUUCAUCCUUUAAUAAGUCUUUAAGAUUUUUAUUUGGGGGGGGGUGGAGAACAGAACUAUUGACUGGUAAUUUCUUAGGAACCACAAAUAAUCUGCAAAUAGUCCUUUUCUAUGUGUCUGUGUUACCCUAACAGCAGUUGUUAUGAUUGACUAUUUUUGAUGUUUUUUAAUCCCUGGCUGGCACUUUACUCAUUGCACUUGAGUUUAUUGCCCCAUAACUAAGAAAUUCAGGAUGACUUAUAGAAAGAAGAUCUGCAUUUCAGAUAUUUCUCACCUUGAGUAGAAAAUGCCAUAAAGAUUCUUUUCCAAGCAGUUCCCCUAGUUUUAUUUACAGCUUGUUUUUGAGCCUUGUCCAACAUUUUGGCCUUGAAGCAGUUUCCCUCUGUGGCUUUGCCUUUCUCAUUUUCUCAGAGGCUUCAAGUCUUAAAUGAAACCCCAGGAUAAAAGAACCAAGGGGAGGAAUGGGACAGCACUUUUUUCAUUGUUUUGGGGGGGGAGGGGGGUUGUUGCCAGUUUUUAAGAUUAGCUAUUCUCUGCUGCUAUUUCCUUGUCUGAUGUAAGUUUUUAACGCCAAUUUUCAGAUGAUUGCAAUGUACUUGAGACUUUUUUUUUUUUUUUAUGAGAAAGGCUUUGUGAGUCUUAUUAUAAGGUGGGCCUGACUUGCCCUAGACAUUACAUAUUCUCAGCUAAUACUGAAAAGCAAGAGAGACAGGAUUUGGGGUACAGCUGCUUGUUCAGCACGGACCAAGCGGGCCUUGGGGUUAUAUAGCAUUCUCCAGAAGCGGCUAUAGGACUGAUUUAAUGAAGGCCAAGGAGAUGCAACUUGAGGUGCAGCUUCUAUUAGCAAAGCUACUGUUGCACCUGCUGGGUAGCUGCCUGUGUGCGGAAGAUGAGACUCCAGGUUCUGUCCUCUCUCUACCACCAGUGAUGGCAGAGGAAAAAGUGAUGCCGUUAGGGAACCCAUUUAACUCACAAACACGUUACCCUCAAUAACUGGUCAGUCAUUCAUCAAAUCCUUGAUUAGGUAGUCCUGAAGCCAGACAUGUUCCUGUAGAAAGAAUUUUAAGUGAAGCUAUCUAUGCACCUAUCAAGAAUAAAGAAUCGAUUGUAUCAACCAACGGCAGGGAAAAUCCUUCAGCAAUUCUAGUCCACUUUGGGUUUUCAACAAUAUAUAUACAUCUAAAGCAAUAGCAGACUAGAACUGAGUUCUUUACUGUAAAAUCACAAUUGUGAAUUGCAGGGAUUGUGAUACUAAGGUGAAAUAACCAAAAUACACACAUACAUACAAAUAUAAGGACCCAUUCAAAUAAUUGACUUGAAGACCAGUUUUAAUAAGUGUGCACCUGUAACUUCAUUUUGGAAAUAAUUACCCACCAAAAAAGGGCUUUUCCCCUAUCAUUUAAGGAGCCAGAUGAAUUAGAAGCUGUAGAAAGAGACAGCUAUAGAAUUUGAUCUUCCAAGUACCCCAUGUACCUUUAUUGAACUUAAUCAUAAUGCUGUCAAAUUGCCAUGAUCUCAUUAAAGGAUUUCUAUUUGCUGUCAGUUAAAAAUAAAACCCCAAAUACAUUUUUAUUC